Galeopterus variegatus (Sunda flying lemur) is the source of this 1903-nucleotide messenger RNA. RefSeq names its product leucine rich repeat containing 25 (gene LRRC25). The transcript is spliced from 3 exons. NCBI's taxonomy places the organism in Eukaryota, Metazoa, Chordata, Mammalia, Dermoptera, Cynocephalidae. Bases 72 to 992 code for a protein of 306 amino acids. The record is from RefSeq and is a predicted model, not a curated record.
GACGCAGCCCCUGCAGACUUCCAGCAGCACUGAAGCCAAAGCGUGGCAGCAGGACCUGAAAGGUUGCUUAAAUGGAGAGCACCCUGUCGUGGGUGCUGUGGUUGCCGCUUCUGCUGCUGCGAGGUCUAAGCAGCCAGGAACUUUCCUGCAACGUGUUCUCUGGGGAUGUGGACUGGACCAAAGAGUUCUCCAACACGUGCCUGAAUUUCAGUGGACAAAGCCUGAGCCUACCCCGGAACCAGUCUCUGAGGGCCAGCAAUGUGCUCGUCCUUGACCUGUCUGGGAAUGGUCUGCGAGAGCUCCCACCCUUCUUAGCCCACCUGGAGAAGCUGCAGUUCCUGAAUGUGACGCACAACAGGCUGGCGCAUGUGGAUGGGGCGCUGGCAGCACGCUGUGGCCUUGACCUGAAGGCUGACUGCAGCUGUGUCCUGGCACCCUGGCAUGAGGUCCGGGAAAACAACUGCUCCACACAGCCGCCCCUGCGGUGUCUGGACACAAGCACUGGUGCCUGGCACAACCUCUCUGUUUUCCUGGAGGUCAACUGUGCACCCGGCCUGGCCCCAGCAACCAUCGGGGCAGUGGUGGCUGGAGGAUUCCUGUUCCUUGGGCUCACCAUUACUGGCCUGCUGCUGGCUUGGAGACUCUUGAGUCGCCAAGCAGCCAGUAGCCAGGGCCUGGGCAAAGCCUGGGCUGCUCAGGACAGUCUCAGGCCCAACUCAGGCUGGCAGCCACGAUACAGCAGCCGGGGCUUCAGCUCCAACCCCCCAGUGGCCACCCUGCCCAGCCCCUCCAAGUCCGACUACGAGAACAUGUUUGUGGGCCAGGCAACUGCCAAGCACCAGUGGACGGGACAUGGGGCUCACCCUUCAGAGGAUGACGACUUCUACAUGAACUAUACAGACAUUGAUCUGGCCUCUCAGCCUGUCUACGGCAACCUGCAGUCACUAGACCAGGCCCCACAUGAAGAGGAGUAUGUGAUCCCUGGGCACUGAACCUGCAGUGUCGCGACCUCCACCCAGCCCCCUCUCAGUACAUUCCGGGUGACUCAGGAUGUUCCAUCUCUUCCCCGGCCUCAGUCUCCCCAUCUGAGGAAUGGGGACAGGGAAGGACUGUCCUUAAGUCCCUAGGAGGCUCUGAAGCCCCCUCCCCAGCCACCAUCUGCUCCUCAAACCCCUCAGCUGCUAGAGGGGGAAGAGGAGAGACCUCAACAAGGAAACAUGAGGGUCAGUGUGUGAACCCCAUUGUCAUCCUGCCGGUAUGCAGACAGCACUCAAUAAAUGCUUUGGGGCUGGUGAGGCUGCUGGCUCAGGACGAGUGGGUUCCUUGCAGUGGGGAUUUCCUGAGCUCCCAAGACCACAUCUCUAUGUGAGACUCAGGAGCUUCUCCCCACUCCCCACCCCUCCCCUUUCUUUCUCUCUGGCCCCUUUCCCAGGUGCUGGUCUCCAGGCUUGGUUUUCCCCUCCCCCACCAGGCAGCUCACGCUGGCGCCAGAGGGGUCUUUAUAACUCAUGAAUCAUACUGUGCUCCUCCCCUGCUCACACACCCUCCAUGGCUGCCCACUGCCUCCAGAUUCUCAGCCUGGUGCUUGAGGUCUAUGUGAUCCAGCCCUGCCCACCCACCACACUGCCCUUUCCCAUCCUUCUGCCCUUCCAGUCUGGACCCCAUCCUCACCAAGCCCACCUCCCUCCUGAAGCCUUCAUUUUCCUGCCUUUGCCCUUGCCAUUCCAUUCACCCAGAAUGCCAUCCUCUCCCACUGUUUGUCACUCUAAAACUUUUUAUUACAGAUGAAGAACUCUGGCUUGGGAGUCAGGAGGCAUGGGUCCAAGUCCUGACUCUGCCACUAACUCUCUGGGCCUCAGUUACCCCAUCUGUAUAACGGUAAUUAAAAUUGAUCUCUAAAGUU